Messenger RNA from Populus trichocarpa (black cottonwood), 1330 nucleotides. Its product is annotated as transcription factor MYB108. The transcript is spliced from 3 exons. The record is from RefSeq and is a predicted model, not a curated record. Gene Ontology annotation, molecular function: sequence-specific DNA binding; DNA-binding transcription factor activity. Gene Ontology annotation, biological process: regulation of DNA-templated transcription. Gene Ontology annotation, cellular component: nucleus. The coding region runs from base 121 to 1089 and encodes 322 amino acids. Lineage: Eukaryota; Viridiplantae; Streptophyta; Magnoliopsida; Malpighiales; Salicaceae.
ACCCCCCACCUUCUCUGCCUUCCUGAAUAAUCCACCUCUCUCUCUUUCUCUCUAAAAAUCCUCUCUAAAGUAAACCUUUCUUUCUUUCAAUCAAUUAGUUUCUCCAAUUAAGGGAAAUACAUGUUGAUGAUGGAUGUUAAAGGCAACAGCAACAGCUCCUCCUCCACCACACAAAGUGAUGAGGAGAUGAUGGGUGACUUAAGAAGAGGUCCAUGGACUGUUGAAGAAGACUUCAAGCUUAUCAAUUACAUUGCUACUCACGGCGAGGGACGCUGGAAUUCUCUGGCUCGUUGUGCAGGUCUCAAACGAACUGGAAAGAGUUGCAGAUUAAGAUGGCUCAACUAUCUAAGGCCUGAUGUUCGACGUGGAAACAUUACUCUUGAAGAACAACUCAUGAUCCUUGAACUUCAUUCUCGAUGGGGCAAUCGAUGGUCUAAAAUUGCACAACACUUGCCAGGGAGAACCGACAAUGAAAUCAAGAACUAUUGGAGAACCCGAGUACAAAAGCACGCAAAGCAGCUUAAAUGCGACGUAAAUAGCAAGCAAUUCAAGGACACCAUGAGAUACCUAUGGAUGCCUAGGUUAGUUGAAAGAAUUCAAGCUGCGGCAGCUGCCACUGCCACCAACACCAGCAGCACCAGCACUGCCACCGUCUCUGCUCCUGCCACCAAUCAGCACUCAAUCAGCAAUCGUGACGUGGGCACCGGGAACCUGGUCAUGGCACCACAUGGGAUCAACGGCAAUGACUUUGGUGUCUCACAUGUUACACAAAGUUACACCCCGGAGAAUUCUAGCACUGCUGCCUCAUCGGACUCGUUUGCUACUCAAGUUUCGCCUGUCUCGGACUUGACUACUGAUUAUUACAAUAUCCCGGUUAAUCGUAACACCAAUCCGGAUUAUUUCCAAGCCGGCCAAGUUGGCUACUCGGAGUCCAUGAUUAGUCCACCUGGUUUUUUUAACCACGGGUUAGAUUUCCAAGCCAUGGAGCACAGCAGCAAUCAAUGGCCAAUGGACAGUGGGGACACAUCGGACAAUAUGUGGAAUCUUGAGGAUAUUUGGUUCUUACAGCAGCAGCUAAACAACUUGUGAAAAGGGAAAAUAAUAUGGGUGAGAGCGAAGGUUAAAAUGCAGAGAAAUACAAGAUCAUGGGGGCUAGUAUAGCUAGCCAGAGAAAAAAAUCAUCUAUAGAAUAAUCAAUGAUACUUAUAGAAUUUGUGAUAGAAAGAGGGUCUAAUUGUGGAUUAUUUGGUUUGUAUUUCUCUCUCUUUUUUUGGUGGGAAAUUUGUAAUUUGAGGCUUUCUUAAUCUUAUUCUUUAACAUUAACUUUCAA